This is a messenger RNA of Nicotiana attenuata, 1349 nucleotides long. Its product is annotated as probable caffeoyl-CoA O-methyltransferase At4g26220. The record is from RefSeq and is a predicted model, not a curated record. Bases 219 to 1094 code for a protein of 291 amino acids. Lineage: Eukaryota; Viridiplantae; Streptophyta; Magnoliopsida; Solanales; Solanaceae. The transcript is spliced from 6 exons. Gene Ontology annotation, molecular function: O-methyltransferase activity; S-adenosylmethionine-dependent methyltransferase activity.
AGCUCCGGAUUCCUAUCCUUUAGCUGCUACACUCUUUCUCUGAGCUUUGAUUGGCCGAAUAACCAUAAAUGAUUGAGCUUUCCGUUUGAUUUUAGCAGAGUUCAACAUAAUUUUGCAGAGAGAUAAAGCUAGAAGCUUUAGAUUGAGCAGGAUUUAAGAUGCAAUAGUAGGAAAGCUAGAGUUGAGAGAGUAAACGAAGGUUAUCUAUUCUGAAAAACAUGGCGUAUGUUGGAGCUCCUAACUUUGCUGCUACAAAUACGAUUUAUACAAAACAAUCAUUGCGGCGGAUUAAUGGAAUUUCGCAACCCAAAAAGCUGGGAUUUUCGCCUGUCCCUAACUAUAAUAUGCUGAGGACGACGAUGAAUCUGCAACCUAAGGCUUCUGAUAAGGAUGAAGGUUCACCGUGGGAUGAUAAGGGUUUAUUGCAGAGUGAAGAAUUGUAUCGGUAUGUUUUGGAGACUAGUGUUUAUCCACGAGAACCAGAGCCUCUCAAAGAGUUAAGGGCUAUAACAGCAAAUCAUCCAGAGUUUUAUAUGGGAGCAACACCGGAUUCAGGUCAACUUAUAGCCAUGCUCUUGAAUCUAAUAAAUGCCAAAAGGACUAUUGAAAUCGGCGUCUUCACUGGAUAUUCUGUGCUUCUCACUGCUCUUACAAUUCCUGAUGAUGGCAAGAUUAUAGCCAUUGAUCCAGAUCGAGAGUCUUAUGAAUUGGGACUACCAGUCAUCCAAAAAGCUGGAGUUGAACAUAAAAUCGAUUUUAAAGAUUCUCCAGCUUUACCUGUUCUUGACAAACUCCUGGAAGAUAACGAAAACAAAGAUAGUUUUGACUUUGCAUUUGUUGAUGCGGAUAAAACUAAUUAUGGAAACUAUCACGAGAGACUAAUGCAGUUGGUGAAAGUUGGAGGUGUGAUAGUGUAUGAUAACACACUAUGGUAUGGAACACUUGUGAUGCCAGAGGAAAAUGUUGACGAGUUGAUGAGAACAGAAAGGAAAUACUUACUUGAGUUAAACAGAUUCCUUGCUGCUGAUACUCGCAUUCAAAUUUCUCAAGUUACUGUAGGUGAUGGAAUGACCAUCUGCAGGAGACUAUUUUGAUGAAUACUACGGCUUUUUUAUCCAUUAGUACUCAGUUUUUCUGUUACUUUUUUAAUAAAUUAAAAAAUUACAUGGUUCUGUCCAUAGCCGAGGCUCAAUCGAAAACAGUCUCUCCAUCUUCAUAAGAUAAAGGUAAGUUCUGAGUACAUAAUACCCUCCCUAGACCCCAUUUAUCGGAUUCUGCAAGGUUUAUUAUUGUUGUAUGGUUCUGUCCAUUUAACUCUUUAAAUUGCCGAAAAAAAUCUUAUCUUGCAA